AUGUCUGCUCCUUGCCCGUGUCGUUCGGCCCAGUUGCCAGCCGUGGUGGUCCCAGGAGGGCAAGGCCGCAUCGAGCCAGACCCUGCUCCCGAGCAGCCCGUCAACGUCAUUGAAGUCGACAAAGUUGUUCCAGUCGAGACUGACCAUCGCCAGGGCCAAGGCAACGGCGAUCACGUCGCUGACACUGAGCCAGCCAAGCCUGACUCUGGCCACGUCUUCUUCGCCAACCGUGCACCAGGCUCGCACUCGUCUGAACAGCCAAAAGCCUUGAAACCAGCCGCCAGACCGUCUGCGAAUAUCAGCACGGUUGGCGAGAUGUACCAGACGAUUGAGCGACCGUUCAACAUCCUGACCUCGUGCGACAUGGCAACCAUGAUUGGAGUUCCGACGCUACUCCUGUCCAUCUACCAGCGAAGCUCGCGUCCUCAAGAUCUAGCCUUCUUUGUCGCGGUCGACACCGAAUCGGCUCUCGGCCGGCUUCGGCGGUGGUUGAGCGCGGCUCUCCCAUCCGACAUCAAUCUUCAUACGUUUGUGCGAGUCAUGCCUGCCAAUCUGCUGCCGAAACGAAAGCCCGGUGGUAGCAGGCCAGAGCUGGAAGCCGAGCCCAACUUUGCACGCUUUUUCUUUGCAGAAAUCUUCCCAGAGGCUACAGGGCGCGCGUUUUACAUUGACAGUGACUGCCUUGUUCUAGGAGACGUCAUGGAGCUUCAAACACUCAGCCUCAAAGAGAAUGAGGUGAUGGCGGUGAAGGAGACGUGCGAGACAUAUCGCUUGCAAGACUUCAUCAAUGUCAAUCACACGGCCGUCAAGCCGCUGGGAAUUGACCCAGACCACUGCGCGUUCAACGCCGGUGUAUUCCUGUGGGAUGUUGCCAAGUGGAAGCACUUUAACAUUACAGCAGAGGUGCUCAAGUGGAUUUCGCUCAACGCUGCGAGCAACAAUGCGAUUUACGGCCGACGGAAGGGCGGAGGUGUCACGCAGCCUGCAUUAAUGCUGGCAUUGCAAGGCAAGCACGGCCAUUUGCCACCCAUAUGGCACGUUAAUUCCAUGGGUGGUGGGCAGGCUGCCUAUGGGCGACAGGACAAGGACGCGCUGGCAAGCCCCAAGUUGAUGCAUUGGAGUGGAGCUCGCAAGCCAUGGUUGCGCAAGACGCCCGACAAUAUUUCUGGUAUUAAGGUGCAAGCUUGGCGUGACAAGUGCGUGCCAGAGCCCCCAGUUGUUGUCUCCUCGACAGCAACAAGUCUAGCGAUGACUGCGCUGCCUGCCCGUUGGCUCGCAGGUCUCUUUGUUCCGCUCACCGAUGCAGAGCUUCCCACCACCUUCCUAGAGCAGGUCCGAUCGUUGCAAGAGCAGUCACCUCUUGUUGCGCUCAAUUGCGUGUUCGAUUAA
Messenger RNA from Capsaspora owczarzaki ATCC 30864, 1389 nucleotides. RefSeq lists its product as hypothetical. The record is from RefSeq and is a predicted model, not a curated record. The transcript is spliced from 4 exons. The coding region runs from base 1 to 1389 and encodes 462 amino acids. Gene Ontology annotation, molecular function: glycosyltransferase activity. Lineage: Eukaryota; Filasterea; Ministeriida; Capsasporidae. Gene Ontology annotation, cellular component: Golgi apparatus.